Cariama cristata (Red-legged seriema) is the source of this 804-nucleotide messenger RNA. It is a transcript of the gene MRPL46, whose product is annotated as mitochondrial ribosomal protein L46. Gene Ontology annotation, cellular component: mitochondrial large ribosomal subunit. The annotation marks the transcript as partial. Gene Ontology annotation, molecular function: structural constituent of ribosome. The record is from RefSeq and is a predicted model, not a curated record. The transcript is spliced from 4 exons. NCBI's taxonomy places the organism in Eukaryota, Metazoa, Chordata, Aves, Cariamiformes, Cariamidae.
AUAGAGCUGGAGAAAAGCCAGUAUUCAGAUCAUGAAAUCCGCAGGCUGGAGGAGGAGGAGCAGCUCAGGAGGAGGAAGGAGAGCAUGUGUGAUGAUGAUGAAGCACCUGGCAAAACUGUCAUUAUGGCUCAAGACCUGGAAGACAAGUGGGAACAGCAGUUACUACAAUUCAAAUCUGCUCCACGGAUAACAGAUGCUGAUAAAAACAACAAUCGAACAUCAUUGAACAGGAAGCUGGACAGUAACCUGAUGCUUCUGGUGAAACAGAAAAUCGGUAACCAGGAGCUGUGGCUCCUGCAACAAUCGAACCAGGAGCUGUGGCAGACACUGCGAAGCACAGCUGAGCGAGCCAUGGUUACGUUUUUGGGAGAUCACAUUCAAGCCAAAAUCCUGGGGAAUGCGCCGUAUGGGAUUUACAAGUAUAAAUUCCCCAGGGCCAUCAGGACUGAGGAUAACAUGGGAGCCAAAGUAUUCUUCUUCAAAGCCUUCCUCCAAAGCAGUGAUUUGUCCCAGGCAGAGCUGAAGGAAGAUUACCUGUGGGUCACAAAAGAUGAGCUGGGAGAUUACUUGAAGUUGGAAUACCUGAAAAAAGUCAAUCGAUUCCUCCUGGACUUGUAAGCGAUCAGCUGUGCUUCAGCAGAUGGGGAAGAUGUGGGAUGCAACUCCAGGGAGGAGCACAGCUGCUGCUUUGCAUGGUCUGUGUGUAUGAGAUGUUAACUUGGGCUCUGGAGGAUAAUUUGCCUUUGCCUUAUUUCCCAGUUCUCUUCACCGGGCCUGUAGUGAAUAAAUAUUAAAACUUAUACU